GCAGUCUCACGACAGUAGCGCACGCUUUCCGGCAGAUCCUGUAGCUGAGAGCUGAUGUUCACUGAUGCAGGAUCCAUCAAGAUCUUCUGUCUGACGGUGUUGUCUGCUCUUCUGAUGGUGUCAGUGUUGCGCUGGUCUGGAUUGCGGAUGUUCUCGAUGGCGUCUCAAACAUAUUCGUCCGGCACUCAUUCAGCAGCGUUCGUCACCUGCCCCAACGACACCGUGGCCAAACAGCUCGCCAGAGGAAUCGUGGAGAAGAAGCUGGCGGCGUGUGUGAACAUCAUCCCGCAGAUCACAUCUGUGUACGAGUGGCAGGGGAAGAUCGAGGAGGACAAUGAAGUUCUGCUGAUGAUCAAGACAAGAAGUUCAAAGAUUCCUGAUCUCGCCGAAUAUGUCCGCUCGAAUCAUCCCUAUGAAGUGGCCGAGGUCAUCAGUUUGCCCAUUGAUCAGGGAAAUCCUCCGUAUCUGAAGUGGAUUGGAGACGUAGUGCCGGAGUGACUCCAGUCUCCAGUGUUUUUUCCUCGUCUCAAUCCCAAUGUUUACUUUGCAGCAGAAGAAUAUCAGGAUAAGGUUAUGUUCCGGAUGAGCAGAUUGUUAUAAUUUACAGUGCAUUAAAGCGUCACACUCA
Molecule: messenger RNA, 628 nt
Organism: Danio aesculapii
Lineage: Eukaryota; Metazoa; Chordata; Actinopteri; Cypriniformes; Danionidae
Product: protein CutA homolog
Exons: 7
Coding region: 55-498 (147 amino acids)
Biological process (GO): response to metal ion
Molecular function (GO): copper ion binding
Source: RefSeq, a predicted model, not a curated record